Cajanus cajan (pigeon pea) is the source of this 2872-nucleotide messenger RNA. Its product is annotated as histone-lysine N-methyltransferase family member SUVH2. Gene Ontology annotation, cellular component: nucleus. Lineage: Eukaryota; Viridiplantae; Streptophyta; Magnoliopsida; Fabales; Fabaceae. The record is from RefSeq and is a predicted model, not a curated record. Gene Ontology annotation, molecular function: histone methyltransferase activity; zinc ion binding; protein binding.
GAAUGUAUGUUGAAGUGAGCAAUUGUUUUUGUUCCGGGAAGAGGGCCUUGAAAAGUGAAAAAGGAGUGUCGUUUAGUGACAACAAAGUGUUGGAGUCCACCCACCGAGGAGGCAGGUGAGAGAGUGUGACACGAUGCGCAUUGGGCACCUUCCUAGUUAAACUGAGUGAGUGAGUGAGUGAGGUCAGAACUCAGAACUCAGAACUCAGAACUGAGAACUCAGAACUGAGUUACCAUUAAUCCAUCGAGUUUAGUAUCGGAAAACGUGCCUCUCAUAUCCAUAUCCAUAUCCAUAUCCAUUUCCAAAUGUCCUUCAACCUCUCUCUCAUGCUCCAUUUCUAACCCAACAUCAUAUGCUUUGUUGGUCUUUCCGACGAUGGAUUCUGUUCUCUCCAUGGACACCAACACUAACGCCUUCCCUCAUUCACCGCCGCUACCAGAACCAGACAUUUCCUCGACGCUACCCACGCCGCACUCACAACCUUCGAUUUUGGUCCCAAAGUCCGAACCCUUCUGGGACGCCGACGACCUCUCCGCCGAACUCGACCUCCUCUCCGAGUUCAACCGCGUCUCCGAGCUUUUCCAUUUCGCCUUCGGAGCCACCCACGUUGAUUUCCAACCGCCCAAUGUUUCAUGCCCCGACCCCGACGCCGACGCAAUGGUUCCGCCAAACCCUAGCGAGGUGAAUUCGGUGCCUGCGGACCCUAAUGCGGGUUCCGCCGAUGAUUUGCGGGCGAUUGUGCCGGUGCCUGCGGCGGGGACGGUGGCGGUGGCGGUGGCGAGGCGGGGCAAGAGCCGGAAGAAGGAGCUCGUGAGGGUGUCGAACAUGUCUGCGAGGGACGAGGCGCAGUUUCGGGAGAUUGUGAGGAGGACGCGCCUGCUGUACGACUCGCUGCGCGUGCUGACGGCGGUGGAGGAGGAGAAGCGAGCGGCGGCGGCGGCGGAGACGCUGGAGGGAGGCGGCAGAGCGCGGCGGCUCCGCGGCGACGCGCGAGCUGCGGCGCUGAUGCGGCAGCGUGGGCUGUGGCUGAAUCGCGACAAGCGGAUUGUGGGGCCAAUUCCGGGAAUCUUUGUUGGGGAUUUGUUCCUUUUUCGAAUGGAGUUGUGUGUGGUUGGGUUGCACGGUCAGGUGCAGGCUGGGAUUGAUUAUCUCCCUGGGAACAUGAGUGCCACUGGGGAGCCUAUAGCCACGAGUGUCAUUGUUUCUGGUGGGUAUGAGGAUGAUGCUGAUGAUGGUGAGGUUAUUGUCUACACUGGCCAUGGAGGCCAGGGGAAGAAUUCUUCCAAGCAGGUUGCUGAUCAGAGGUUGGUGUCUGGGAACCUUGCAUUGGAGAGGAGUAGGCAUUAUGGCGUUGAGGUGAGGGUUAUUCGCGGGAUUAGGUACGAGGGGGGUGUCUCUGGUUCUGGUAAGGUUUAUGUGUAUGAUGGAGUUUAUAAGAUUGUUGAUCAUUGGUUUGAGUUUGGCAAGUCUGGUUUUAGAGUUUACAAGUUUAGGCUUUGUAGGAUUCCCGGGCAGGCUAAGAUGGGUAGUGCUGUUUUGAAGGAGGCUAGGAAUAUUAGGAGGAGUGGCUUGGAUUUUAAUCAUGUGUUUUGUCUUGCUGCUGAUAUGUCCAACAGGAAGGAGAAUGUUCCGGUUCGGCUUUUUAACGACAUAGAUGACGACCGGGGUCCUCUUUGUUAUGAGUAUCUUUCCAGGACUAGUUUUCCGCAGUUUGUGUUUCACCAGAGUGGGAAGGCUACUGGUUGUGAUUGUGUGGAUGGUUGUGGUGAUGGGUGCUUCUGUGCUAUGAAAAAUGGGGGUGAGUUUCCUUAUACUCUUCAGGGGCAUCUUGUGAGGGGGAAGCCUUUGAUUUUUGAAUGUGGCCCUUUCUGCUCUUGCCCUCCUCAUUGUCGCAAUCGCGUUGCACAGAAGGGGCUGAAAAAUAGGUUGGAGGUGUUUAGGUCUCAGCAGACCGCUUGGGGAGUUAGGUCCUUGGAUCUUAUUCUAGCUGGUGCUUUUAUCUGCGAGUUUGCAGGGGUUGUUUUGACUAGGCAGCAAGCGCAGCUCUUGACAAUGAAUGGUGACUCGUUGAUAUAUCCUAAUCGGUUUUCUGAAAGAUGGGCAGAAUGGGGGGAUUUGUCUCAGAUUUACCCACAGUAUGCGCGACCAUCAUAUCCAUCAAUUCCUCCUUUGGAUUUUUCUCUGGAUGUGUCAACAAUGAGGAAUGCUGCUUGCUAUAUGAGCCAUAGUUCAACUCCAAAUGUCUUGGUUCAGUUUGUUCUGUAUGAUCACAACAAUUUGAUGUUCCCUCACGUUAUGCUUUUUCCAAUGGAGAACAUCCCUCCCAUGAGAGAGCUCAGUCUUGACUAUGGUGUAGCUGAUGAGUGGACAGGCAAGCUCUCUAUAUGUAACUGAAUGGAUAAUACACUUCUAAUGUUGAAGCUGAGUUUUGGGCACAGUAAAAUGAGACUUAACCAUGAUUUUCUGAAGGUUUCAAUCUCACCAAAUUUCUUGGAACUGUGGAAGUGCUUUUGUCAAGGUAUUGAAAAUCACUUGAUAAUUGUUAUAUUAUCCUGCUUUUGUCUAACCCUUUUUUGCUAGUGCAUAGCAUUUGCUGUGGUGAUGAAGAAAAGGAUUUGGAGUUCCGUGUGCUUAAAUCUUAAACACUUUUUUGUAAUUAUUCUGUAGUUUGUUGAUGUUGGGCUCUUGGGCGAAGCAUUUGCUCACCACCUUUUCUAUGCAAUAGCUCGGAUUCAGUAAAUUUUCUGUUGUCAUUGUAUAUAAUGUAAGUCAACAGCUUGUACAGGGAUGAUGUCAGUGGCUAGCAAUGAUGGGUAAAUUGCAGCAUUUUAAUUGGUUUAGAAGCAAAUGAAUAGAGUUGUUUUUUUUCCUA